This is a messenger RNA of Musa acuminata AAA Group (dessert banana), 1402 nucleotides long. Its product is annotated as ubiquinol oxidase 1a, mitochondrial-like. Gene Ontology annotation, molecular function: alternative oxidase activity. The record is from RefSeq and is a predicted model, not a curated record. NCBI's taxonomy places the organism in Eukaryota, Viridiplantae, Streptophyta, Magnoliopsida, Zingiberales, Musaceae. Gene Ontology annotation, biological process: alternative respiration. The transcript has 5 exons. Bases 400 to 1266 code for a protein of 288 amino acids. Gene Ontology annotation, cellular component: mitochondrion.
GAAUCAGGAGCACCAGGAGAUUGCGGGAACGUGAACGAACGUUCUCGACUCCUUGAAGCUUCCCACCACCGCCAUAGACGGCCAGACCACUUACUCCACGUGCCACGUGUCCAAUCAAUUGAUUCCUAGAGAUAGACACGGCCGCCUCGCAACGGCGCUGCGCGCGGCCAGCUUCAUAGUCAACGGCAGCUAUGACGCACUCCACGUCUACCGUGUCGCAGCCAUAUAAGAUCAGGCUGGCUCCAACAUGGGUCAACGCUGCUCCGGCACCUCGGUCCUCGCCUCUUCUUCUCCGCCUCCGCUGGAGAGCCGGCAUGCUCGUUGCUCCUCUCCGGGUCCGCCUCCUUGGCGCCCGCCCGGUCGCCCGCAGCCGUGCUGGUGCGCCUUUUCCCCGUACGUAUGACCAGCACCACGGCGGCUAAGGCUUUCGGUGGAGAGCAGGAAGGGGAGGCGAAGCCUUCUGCCGCUUCGAGGGAACCGACUGCCGUCCCGCCGAGCGAGCGCAAGGCCGUUGCGAGCUAUUGGGGCAUCCAGCCAUCCAAGAUCAUCAAGGAGGACGGCACCCCCUGGAGGUGGUCUUGCUUCAUGCCGUGGGAGACGUACAAGGCGGAUACCUCGAUUGAUCUCAAGAAGCACCACGUCCCCGCGACGCUCCUCGACAAGCUCGCUUACUGGAUGGUAAAAGCUCUCCGAGUCCCGACCGACAUCUUCUUCCAGAGGAGGUAUGGGUGCCGCGCGAUGAUGUUGGAAACUGUGGCGGCCGUGCCGGGGAUGGUGGGUGGCAUGCUCCUCCACCUCCGCUCCCUCCGCCGUUUCGAACAAAGCGGCGGGUGGAUCCGCUCGCUGCUGGAGGAGGCGGAGAACGAGCGGAUGCACCUGAUGACGUUCAUGGAGGUGGCACAGCCUCGGUGGUACGAGCGCGCCCUCGUGAUCGCCGUGCAGGGCGUCUUCUUCAAUGCAUACUUCCUCGGUUACCUCGUCUCGCCCAGGUUCGCCCACCGCGUGACGGGAUACCUGGAGGAGGAGGCCAUCCAUUCCUACACCGAGUUCCUCAGGGACCUGGAGGCCGGUGAGAUCGACAACGUCCCCGCCCCCGCCAUCGCCAUUGACUACUGGCGCCUCCCCGCCGAUGCCACGCUGAAGGACGUCGUCAUGGUUGUCCGUGCUGAUGAGGCGCACCAUCGUGACGUCAAUCACUUCGCUUCGGACAUCCAUUACCGGGGGAUGGAACUCAAGGAUAUACCUGCACCGUUAGGUUAUCACUGAACUGCUGCUAGGUGUUACGUCUCUGUGCUCUGCCAGACGAGUAGAAAAACUGUUUAUAAAUAAAUUCGAUUUAUCUUCCAGCAGAAAUAUUUUCGAUUUUUAUUGAAUCAUAAUUAAAAGAAUAAUUGAGAUACAA